Puccinia graminis f. sp. tritici CRL 75-36-700-3 is the source of this 339-nucleotide messenger RNA. RefSeq lists its product as uncharacterized. NCBI's taxonomy places the organism in Eukaryota, Fungi, Basidiomycota, Pucciniomycetes, Pucciniales, Pucciniaceae. The transcript has 3 exons. Bases 1 to 339 code for a protein of 112 amino acids. The record is from RefSeq and is a predicted model, not a curated record.
AUGUGUUACGAUAAGGGUGCGACUGUGUCGGUGAUGCGGGAAAGAGUGGUCGGGUUCUCGAAGGUUCGAGUGCGUUGGUGUGUCUGGCGGGGAAAGGGGACUCCUGCCCCGACCAUCGAGCAGAAAGCGAAGGCCCGCCGACUUACCUCCUUGGCGGUGGCGACCUUUUUCAGAGGAGCGGUGGGCACUUUCUUGGCUGGCUUCUUGACUGGCGCAGGUUUCUCGGCCUUCUUAACAGAUGCGGGUUUCUCGGCGGCGGGCUUCUUGGUGGUGGUCUUGCUAGCAGGUUUGGCGGUCUUGGAAGCGGGCUUCUGUGAGAUUUUUCCGAAAGUGCUUUGA